AUGAACAAGUCCGACUAUUCAGCUUGUCAUUAUGGCGAGCGCGCGAAUGAUUAUGUAAGCAGCAAAGUACACAGCGAAGGUCCCGAUCUCGCUGCGAUAGAACGCCAGGUGGUGGCCAGGAAGUUCGGCCGCGUUUUGGAUAUCGGGUGUGGUGGUGGACACGUCAGUUAUUGCGUGGCACCUCAUGUUGGUGAGGUUGUAGCCUGCGACGUGACACAGCAGAUGCUCACGAGCGUUUCGCAAGAGGCCAAGAACCGGGGUCUGUCAAAUGUGUCAACAGUUCAGUCGCCCGCGGAGAAAUUGCCAUUUGCAGACGGAGAGUUUGACGCAGUGUUUUGUCGCUUUACGACUCAUCAUUGGAGCGAUGCAGUCGCAGGGCUACGCGAGGCAAAACGUGUGCUAGCGCCAUCGGGUCUGGCUAUUUUCAUCGAUGUCACUGCUCCAGUAUCGCCGCUUUAUGAUAGCUGGCUUCAGACCUUGGAAUUGUUGCGGGAUGUCUGUCACUGCCGCGACUUCUCAGUUGCAGAAUGGGCAACUUUGUUGGCGGGCGCUGGUUUUGCUCUUCGUGAGGCCAGCACGCACCGUUUACCUUUAGAGUUCCAAAGUUGGAUUGCAAGAACAAAGACACCCGAGGAACGAGUCGCUGCGAUUAGAUCUCUCCAGAAGUGUGCUCCAUCUGACGUUACCGCGUAUUUUUCGAUACAAAGCGACGGAAGCUUCGAGAUCGAUGUUACCACGUUCAUUGUAGAGCCAGUAGUGUGA
Messenger RNA from Lachancea meyersii CBS 8951, 762 nucleotides. The record is from the annotation of a GenBank genome assembly. NCBI's taxonomy places the organism in Eukaryota, Fungi, Ascomycota, Saccharomycetes, Saccharomycetales, Saccharomycetaceae.